Molecule: messenger RNA, 2520 nt
Organism: Uncinocarpus reesii 1704
Lineage: Eukaryota; Fungi; Ascomycota; Eurotiomycetes; Onygenales; Onygenaceae
Exons: 11
Coding region: 1-2520 (839 amino acids)
Biological process (GO): dephosphorylation; thiamine diphosphate metabolic process; thiamine metabolic process
Molecular function (GO): thiamine triphosphate phosphatase activity; DNA-binding transcription factor activity; magnesium ion binding
Source: RefSeq, a predicted model, not a curated record
AUGUCUCACACAAUCCUCUUCCUAAUUGGCGACUACAUGAGAGAGAUCUGUCGAUCCACUGACCCGGAGGCCGAAAUUGUCCGUGAUCAUAUUAAAAACGCUAAACUUCUCCCAGGAGAAAUCAUGCUCCCCCUUCUGCAGCGGAAGAUGAAAAAGGAGCAAUGUGAAGGCGGCUAUCGCGCGGUUCUCGUCGACGGGUUCCCCAGAGAUUUCGCGCAGGCUAUAUCUUUCGAAGAAACAGACAAGGCAAAGCAGCGGUUUUUAAACAGAAAGCUCCCUGAGAGACCUGAAGAUACAGACGACAUGUUUGAAAAGAGAUAUCGUCAGCACGAAGAAAAUAACGCCAGAAUUGUGAAUUACUAUCACGAAGCUGGUAUACUCGAAGAGACACCAUUCAGAAGUGCUCUAGACAUGCAUCCAGCAACCGUGGGCCGCCUACGGCGGUCAACCAUCGAAGUAGAACGCAAAUUCCGCUGCAGCGACAAGUCCAUCGAGCAAUUUCGCAGAAACACAGGUUCACCGCCAUUUCGCCGUCUCGACCAUUUGGGCAAACGGAGUUUCGAAGACGCUUAUUUUGACCGCAACAAGAUCCUCUCCACGAACGGCAUCUGGGUACGUCAGCGGAAUGGGCAGUGGCAGGCCAAAGUUCGUCCAGAUGCCAAACAAGGCUCUUUCACGAAUUCCCAGUUUGAGGAAUUCACGAAGGCGUCCCAGAUUGCGCAGAUGAUCCGCAGAUAUAUCGACCCCAGCCUCGUGUCCUCGACGGGGGCGGACAAUUUUGGGCUUGCGCAGAUCGCUCGUUUCACGACAUAUCGGGAAAUGUGGAAGGUCGACGACAAGUUCGAUGUGGUGUUUGAUCGAACUGAUUUUGGCCACGUAGUGGGUGAAGUGGAACUGGAGUGUGAAAUCCAAGUUGACGACGAUGACGGGAGGUCACUGGUGCAGAAGCAAGCUGCGAUUGCAGAGAUGGAUGGAGAGAUUGGAUUGUUCAUGCGACAGUAUUCGUGGGCUUUUCCUAUAGCCAUUGAUGCUCGUUGUCGUCGAAUUGGAGAGUGGCAUGCAGGACAGAUUCCUCAACAACGAAGACAUGUGUAUUAUGCGGCGCUCCGUUCGGAAUCCUCCCGAUCGGUUCCAAGGCAGUCGAUUGUGAUUCCACAUGAAGGCAAAUGCGCAGUUACACAAGACACCCAGCGAUGCCAGGAGGAGCCUUUUGAUCCUGGAGAGAACGACGCCAAGACGGUAUAUCGGUCAGGGUUUGGGGGUUCGCUUCUAUUCGCUGCCACGGCUUACACGACCGGCCACGGUCCCCAUCUCAUCGUCAUCAUCAUCGUCUCCUCUCUUCCGGUGAGAGUCCCGCGCGGCACGGGUCAGGUCGUGGUCUCUUCUGCUCCACCGGCCCUGACCGUGUUACUAUGCGGCAUCCGUGCUGCGGCCUUUCUUUUCUUCGCCAACGAUGCAAAUCAUAAUUGCUCAAUGUUCCGUGGCACAUGUCAUGUUUUUCGUUUAUGGAUCCCCUUGGGAGCGAGAACUUGCACGAUCGUCGCUGAGGACCAAGCCGACGCAGCCAAAGCUGCCCAUGCACGACGCCGGGAACAAGUCAGGAGAGCCCAGCGUUGCAUUGGUGCCAGCAACCAUCGCGAAAGAAAGGAAACGUAUAUCAAGGCCCUCGAGCAGGAGUUCCGCACCCUGCGCAAUGAGGAAGACUCCAUCGUAAUGGAAACGCAAAAGGUAGCGGACGAAAAUAAGAUGCUUCGCGACAUCAUGCGUGCGAACGGACUCGCAUUCCCAGGAAAGCCGCUAGCUCCAGGCUCGCAGAACAGGCCGCCCACGAUCGUCAAGGUCAUCGGUGACCCGGGCGCCGACCAGCGCCUGCAGGUCGCGGUGGACGGCGCCUCUGAUAUACCACGGAUAUUCCCGCCAGACAACAUGAGCCCUGACGACCGGAAGACUACUUCAUCAGACCACACUACAGCUUCUCCCCAGCCCAAUAUCAAGCACGAGUCUCCACAAAGCCUCUCGCAAAGUCCCCAGGAUCAGACAGUGGGACCCAACCACUGCAACCAUGGAAGCCAUCCUUUGCCUUCAAUCAAACAUCCGCUUGGUUUAGAUUCAACCCAAGUUGGAGUUGACUUUGUUCUCUUCUUGGAACGCCACUGUUUACAGCAUGCACGCACCUCCUGUGCAAAGUCUCCUUUCUCAGGGCAUGUUCUGACGUUUCAAACGCCCUUGCUUGCCAAUGGCCCAGCCACACUCCAUGAUAAUGACACAUGGGAGAUUCCCGCUUGCCACUUGGAUCGGCUCUUUGAGCUGGCCGGUGCACUGGAUUUGGCUGGUGAUAUCACCCCGGUGCAGGCGUGGAAUAGAAUCAGGCAGCAUCCCUCAUUUCACAAACUCGAUGCAGAAAGCUUGCGGAAUCUUACUGUUUUGCUGAAAAAGGAUGUUCAAUGUUUCGGAUUCGGAGCUGUUAUUGAUGAAGAGCUCUUCAACAUGUACUUGGAACAAACCUUUCACUCCCUGUAA